UCGAUUUCUCCGCUCGGAUCCGCUGGGGAAAUCGAGAGUUCUUCUGGAGAGCUGACGCGUAGGAGAAGUUCUCGAGAACUUGCUGCCGAGCGGCUCCGACGGCUUCCGCGUUGACUCCGGAACCACCCCGCGUCGCCCACCGCGUCGCCCGCCAUGGCCGAGCCGACAAACACCCCGAUUCCCCCAAGCACCCCGGUCCCGGCAUCAACACCGCGCUCCUCGUCGCCUGCGCCGCCUACCCCCAGCUUGACCUCGAAUGCGGCCACAACGACCGUCUCUUUACCGUCGGCCCCACCCGGCGCCGCGCCGAGGCGGCCCAUUGUGCUCCACAUCGGAGACCCGAUAAAGUACAACCCGGCCACAUACGCAGAGUUCAGCCAAGCAUUUGAAGUGGUGCGCCCCAGCGCCGAAGAGCGUGAGCGCAGCGAGUUCAUACGGGCCCUGAAGGAACGCCGAUGGGGCGACUUCAGCGCCAUCUUCCGGCCAUUCUGGGGCACCGGCGGCGAGAUGGGCCAGUGGGACGCGGAGCUGAUCGGGCUGCUACCGGACUCGGUGAAGGUGUUUGCCAGCGCCGGCGCCGGUUUUGACUGGGCCGAUACCAAGCUGUUGGGGGAGAAGGGCAUCAUCUAUUGCAACUCGGGUCUCGCGGCCGCCGAAGCCGUCGCCGACUUCGCCGUGGCCAUGAUCAUCUCCACGUUCCGGCAUCUCCCGUGGUGCAUGACCGCAGCCACCUUCACGCCUCCCAGCCCACACGCCGCCGACCUCUCCGCCGCCGAAGCCUUCCAGACCUGCCACGCCCGCGCGACCGCAGUCAGCCACAACCCGCGGGGCCACGUCCUCGGCCUCAUCGGCUUCGGCAACAUCGGCCAGCAGAUCGCCGCCAAGAUGGGCAACCCAGCCUUCGGCAUGCGCAUCGCCUACCACGACAUGGUGCGCAAGCCCGCCGAGAUCGAAACCGCGCUGCACGCCCAGUACCACCCGACGCUCACCGGCCUGCUCCAAACAGCCGACUGCGUUGUGCUGUGCACGCCAGCCUCGCCCGACGGGCAACCGCUCAUCACGGCGUCGGCGCUGGCGGCCUUCCGGCGCGGCGCGCGCUUCGUCAACGUGGCGCGCGGCUCGCUUGUCGACGAGGACGCGCUCGCCGACGCGCUCGAGGCCGGCGUCCUCAGCGCCGCCGCCCUCGACGUGCACGCCCGCGAGCCCCGCGUCAACCCCCGCCUGGUCCGCAUGGCCACGCGGCUGGACAGCCCCGACGGCCCGCCGCCGCCCGGCGCCGGCAGGGUCAUGCUGACCUGCCACAACGCCGGCGGCACGGUGGAGACGCACGCCGGGUUUGAGGAGCUGAGUAUGAGGAAUAUCAUGGGCGUGUUGAAAGGGGAGGGGCCGGUGACGCCGGUGAAUUUGGAGUUUUUGAGGGUUGACGGGAAGGCGUGAGUGUUGAGGAUGAAUGAUAAGGCAGGCAGUUGGGCGUUUGGUGAGCCCGUGGUGCGGCCUGGUACACUAUGGGUGUGUGCGGGAUGAGAUUGAUGGCACGGCAGACGUCGUGGAAUGGUUUGUGGAUUUGGGGUCCGGACUUGGCACUCAGGGGUUGGUUGGGGGCUAUCAGGGGUUGGAGGACAGGAUCAAUAGAGCUUGGAAAAGUUGAACCGUCAGGACGGUAGCGAGGGUGGGCCGCAACUUUAGUUAUAUGCGUAACUUUGUAGAAUUUAAGAGCCAGGUUAGACA
Messenger RNA from Thermothielavioides terrestris NRRL 8126, 1728 nucleotides. RefSeq lists its product as uncharacterized. The transcript is spliced from 2 exons. Gene Ontology annotation, cellular component: cytosol. NCBI's taxonomy places the organism in Eukaryota, Fungi, Ascomycota, Sordariomycetes, Sordariales, Chaetomiaceae. Gene Ontology annotation, molecular function: hydroxypyruvate reductase [NAD(P)H] activity; NAD binding; glyoxylate reductase (NADPH) activity. The record is from RefSeq and is a predicted model, not a curated record. The coding region runs from base 154 to 1437 and encodes 427 amino acids.